ACGUGGUGCUGUCUCGUAACGUUUCAAGAUGGCAGAAGUGCUCGGCUAGUAGCAUUAUGGUUAUGUGAACGUGUUUAGAGAGUUGUACCAAGUUGUCAAAUAUUUCAUAAAUAUGGGUAAACAAAAAAGAGAAAGGCGUAAGCCGCAUAAGGAAAAUCCUACUGGGAUGCCCAGCAUCAAAACUCUUGAAGAAGAAGAAGCUUUCUUAGAUGAAGAUAAGGAUAGUGCUUUAAAUAGAGUUUAUGAGCAAUUACAAUCACCUAGCGUUGAAGAAAAGUUAUCAGGUCUCCAAACACUAGAAUCAAUGUGCUGUGAUGCAUCGAUGGCUAUGAAAAUUGCAAAUGAUAAUAUUGGAAAAAUAAUAGGUCCUUUAUUGGUAGAUCCUGGAAAACCAGUGCGCGGUGCUAGUGCAAGUGCAUUGCGACGAAUCGCUGAAAAUGGUGGAGACGAAGCAUAUCAACAAUUAUUGAAACAAGAUAUUAUGACUCCAUUAAGUACUUUGCUAAAAAGGCAUUAUUCUGACUGGCAUCCAAAACUCAUAGAUUCUGCCAAAGAAAAUAAUAGAAUAGACGAUGAAAAAGAAACUCUGAUUGAAGCUGUAACACUGCUAUGGGCAUUAUGCGAGAAUGACGAAUGUGCAAUAAAGUAUUCAAAUGAGGAAAAUCUCAUGUCUAUCUUAAUCAAAUUUCUAAACGUACCAGUCUAUGGUCUGGGCACCAGUGUAGCUGCUGCUCAGUGUAUAUUAACUCUAUCGGAAGAUAAUCCAGCUGCCAUUACAGAACUUAAACAACAUGAGAUAUCAUUAAUGAGUCUGAUGGAUUUGCAGUGCAAUAAAGAAGACCCAUCUUCUGAAACAAUGCUGUUGAGAACUUUGGCAGGUGGUAUACUUAUGAAUGUAAGCAAUUCAUUUUCAACAGAGGAUAAUACCUAUCGAGUGGUUUGUAAAGUAGCAACAAUGAUAUCUGAAGUUUUGGCUACCGAUCAUAGAACUCUAUUAAACAAUUUAACUUCAGCCUUACCGUUGGACAAAAAUGCUCUAUCUCGCACAACAGAGAAAAAGUUACAAGACGCUAGAAAAAUAUUGGCAGCUCUACAACAAGCACUUGAAAUUCUAGCAAAUUUGUGUUCAGAAGAUCAAGAUACGGAAGUCGAUUCAGAUCUUGAAGAUUCUGAUCCAGUCGAAGAGGAUGUUGAAUAUAUGGAGGAGGACAUAGCAAAUGAUAAAUCAAUUGGAAUAGGUUCAAGCUUACCAGUAGAAGUAUUAGAAAUUCUUACUGGCAGUAAUUUAAUAAGGAAAGUAUGGGAUAAAACAAUCCCACUACCAGAAAACGUUAAUCAAAUAUUAAAUGAAAAUCCAGAUAGCAAGACUGUUUUAUUACAAACACAUACUUUACGAUGCAGAGCCUUUUUAUGUUUGAACAAUUUAUUAUCUAAUCUUGACAUCGAGGGACUAGGAGGUGUCGAAAACUUAUACAGGAUGUGGCUUGAAAUUGGAACACUUGUUUUCAAAACAGUAGAUCCAAAUGACAUUGAGCUUUUGGAAUCAGCAACUUCAGCAAUGCGUGCUGCUCUACAAAAGCUAGUCGAAGCUAGAGCUACAAAUUUCAAGCAACUAACUCUUGCAGACAUUCAACCAAUGUUAAAUGGUGAACGUCAAUGUUCUAAUGCAAACGUUAAAGUUAACUUAAUUAGGAUCGUCGGGAACCUCGCCUUGAUCCUCAGUGAGUCGGAAGCUCCCGAGAGUCGUGAAUUAGUUAAGCACGUUACUGUCUUCUUACUAGAUUCCUGUACACGAGAAGCUGAAUUGUGGGUCAUAGCUGAAUCUUUAGAUGCCAUAAUGGAUAUUUAUGCAGAGGAUGAAACUAAUACAUUAGCUGCAGAAAUUUAUUUGACAGAAAAACUUCAGACUCUUGUUCCUCUUGUAAAUACAAAGAUACGACAACAAAAAAAGGAUCUGGGCGAUAAUGCAUUCGUUGUGUCGACCGUUAAAGCAAAUCUAAAUCGUUUUAUAAAAUACAAAAAACGACAAAUACAAAAACUUACAUAGGUCUAUGUAAAUUAUGAAUAUAUUUUUCUCCUUCACAAUACUGCGUAGUGCAUAUUUGUUUAUAAUUUUAGAAUUUUCCAUUCGAACAUUGCAGCAUCUAAUUUGUUACCAAUUGAACUUUUGUAAUGUUUAUUUUUACAUCACAAUAGUGUAUUGUUUAAUUGACGCAACGAAUAAAGAUAAGUUGUGUAUAGGUACGUGUAAAAAAAAUGGUGCAAAAACUCUCAGGCAGUACGAAAACGUUUAAAACCAUUAUUUUUCAUUUUAGCGAUAUCAUUGGUAUGUCUCUAAGUAUUUCUUACAGCAUGAGUCAUUUUCUAUUGAUAGUAUUUAAUUUUUCAUGAUUUCAGGAUAUUUUCUCUAGUGAUUAUCGUGUUUAUAAUAAUCUUGAAUAAAGAAACGUUACCGUUUUGAGAACGCGA
Molecule: messenger RNA, 2469 nt
Organism: Cephus cinctus (wheat stem sawfly)
Lineage: Eukaryota; Metazoa; Arthropoda; Insecta; Hymenoptera; Cephidae
Product: HEAT repeat-containing protein 3
Exons: 6
Coding region: 113-2047 (644 amino acids)
Biological process (GO): ribosomal large subunit biogenesis; protein import into nucleus
Source: RefSeq, a predicted model, not a curated record